UCGCUACAUACGUGUUAACAAUGGAGUCAUUGAGAAUGUUUAUACUGAUAAUAAUUAUCACGAAUAUUCCACAGCAUAAUAAUGUUUCGUUCUUGUGUGACAUAAUUUCAACUUUUGGAAAUGUCACCGGAAGUGUGUUCCUAAAUUACGCGGGAGAAAACGUACAUGGAGUGUUGACAUUUUAUGUUGAUGUUAACCAUCCAAAAUGUCUGUAAAACAAUCAAAUCUGUUCUCGUUCUUCUCAAAAACGCCAAACAAGGUUCCUAACAACGAGACACCUAAGAAAGACGUGUUGUCACCACGUCGAUCACCAAAUUCGGGAAAAAGGAAAACCCCCACAACCAAUGGGAACAGGAAUGUCACUGACACUGACCCAGAGUUUGAGCUUGGUGCUGUUGUAUGGGCCAAGUUGGAGGGGUACCCAUGGUGGCCAAGUCUUGUGUGUAAUCAUCCAACUCAGAAGAAACAUGUCAAAGGAGGAAAACAAGUCCAGCUGCAUGUGCAGUUCUUUGAUGACCCUCCUUCUCGGGCCUGGAUCCGGGCAAAAUAUGUCAAGGCCUACAAAGGCUCGGGUGACAAGGCGUUCCAGCGAGGGGGUCAGUUCCACUGCCACGACGCUGAGUGUUACGAGGGGGCACUGAAGGCUGAUGCUGCUAUGAAGAUGAGUGUGGAGGAACGACUGUCCACUCUCAUUGUGGACCUUCAGCCAUCAGACAGUGAGGAUAGCGCAGAGGAGGCAGCGGAACUCAUCGACCUGGACCCUGACAUUUUUGAUGCGGAGAUGCAGGAUGAUGAAGCAGACAACAGCAAGGAAAAUCAUAAUGACAGCAUCAAGACUGAUGACAGCAAGAUUAGUCCAAGAAAAACACCCAGUAAGAAGUGCCGUCCUUCCCGGUCCAGUCAGAAGCACAAGAGGAGGCGUAUUAUGUUGUCCACCAGUGGAGAUGAGGAGUCAGGGGAUGAGUUUAAACCGGACUCCGGCAGCAGUGAUGAAGAUGACAGCGGCAGUAGUGGUGAAGAUGAGGACAAUGUGUCCGGGCCAGAAACAGAAUCUGAUGCUGAGUCUCCAGUCAAGGAUAGAAAGAGGAAGCGGCCCAGCUCCACUCCUAAACCCAAGUCCUCCAGUCAGCCCAGUAUAGCUGACAGGUUUGCAGGCUCCAUGUUGUCAGCGGAGAGACGGCACAGCUUCAAGCCUGCAGUGUCCGAUAAAACCAAGUCCAAACUUGCCUCUUUCAAUGCACCAGAGCAAGUAGUGACAGACACCCCUGACAUUCAGGGAGAUUUCCCUCAUGUGAAGCUGGACUUCCUACAACCAGACAAGAUUAGAGAUAUAAAGGGGAGAAAACAGAAUACUGAUGACUACGACCCAAGGACAGUAAUGGUACCAGACACGUUCAUGAAGAAACAAACUCCUGCCAUGCGGCAGUGGUGGGAGUUGAAAGCACAUCAUUAUGACACCAUUUUGUUUUUCAAGAUGGGUAAAUUCUAUGAGCUGUUCCACAUGGAUGCAGUGAUUGGUGUUUCUGAGCUAGGACUUAUUUACAUGAAGGGAGAACAUGCCCAUUCAGGAUUCCCAGAGAUUGCAUACACAAGGUAUGCAGACUCCCUGAUACAGAAGGGCUACAAGGUGGCCAGGGUGGAACAGACGGAGACCCCAGACAUGAUGUCUGAGAGAUGUAAACACAUGUCGCGGACUGCAACCAAGUUUGAUAAGGUUGUAAAGAGAGAGGUGUGUCAGGUGACGUCCAGGGGCACCAAGACGUAUCGUCAUGUGGAGGGAGACUGCAGCGAUGUUGACAGCAACUACCUACUGGCCAUAUCUGAGAAGGAGGCCGGAUCUGAUGGAGGCAGUAUGUACGGUGUUUGUUUCAUAGACACGUCUGUUGGAAUAUUCCAUCUAGGCCAGUUCACAGAUGACCGGCACGGUUCCCGCCUCCGCACAGUCAUCGCCCACCAUACUCCCUCCCUGGUGUUAUAUGAGAGAGGGAAGAUGUCAGCCAAGACAAUGCAGUUGAUCAACACCAAUCUGUCAAGUGCCCUGAAGGAAUCAUUAGCAUCAGGGACCGAGUUCUGGGACAGCUCCAAGACUCUGAAGACACUAGCAGAGGAAGAUUACUUCAAAAUGGAUGGAGAAUUGUUUGAAUGGCCUGGAGACUUGAAAGGAAUGAUGUCUGAAAGUGACUCUCUUGGACUGACUGCAGCUGAUGAGUUCGAUCUGGCAGUGCAUUCCCUGGGUGCCGUAACAUGGUACCUCCAGUACUCUCUGUUGGACCAGGAGCUGCUGAGUAUGAGGAAGUUUGUACAGUACCGGCCGGUUGACUCUGCUCCCACUGUAAAGAAGACUGCUGCACAGUUCUCACAGAAACACAUGGUGCUGGACGGGGUGACCCUGUUGAACCUGGACCUGGUGGAGAACUGCAUGACCGGGACCACAGAGGGCACUCUGCUGGAGAGACUGGACCAGUGCUGCACUCCGUUUGGCAAGAGAUUGUUUCGCCAGUGGUUGUGUGCGCCUCUGUGUAGCCCGGCAGCCAUCAAUGAUCGCCUAGAUGCUGUGGAAGACCUGAUGGCCUCACAGGACCUGCUGGUGGACAUGGUGGAGGUCAUGAAGAAACUACCUGACCUGGAGAGACUCCUCAGCAGAAUCCACACAUUAGGAUCAGCUUGCAGAAGCAGGAACCACCCGGACAGCCGAGCCAUCCUGUAUGAAGAAGUCACCUACAGCAAAAGAAAGAUAGAAGAUUUUCUUGCAACACUUGGGGGAUUUAAAUCUGCGUUUCAAAUGGCACAGAAACUGCAGACUCACACUUCUAAUUUUAAGUCCACACUACUGAAGAAGACUAUCUCCAUAUGCUGCUCCCAGGCAGACCAGGGACACUUCCCUGACAUCAGCGAAGACUUGGCAUUCUUUGAUGCUGCUUUUGAUCACACUAAAGCACGUAAGGAUGGAACUAUAUUACCAAGCAAAGGGGUCAACCUGGACUAUGACCAGGCCUCCCAGGACAUCAAAGCCAUCGAGAAGAGACUGGUUCAGUAUCUGGACAAACAGCGAGAUCGGCUUAGUUGCAUGGCAAUGGUGUACUGGGGCACCGCCAAGAACCGCUACCAAAUGGAGAUACCAGAGGUUGCAUGGAAACGGGUACCUAAUGAGUAUGAGGUGAUGUCAUCUAAGAAAGGUUGGAAACGGUACCGGACACCAGACAUUGAGGACAUGUUGGCAGACUUGACAGAAGCUGAAGAUAGAAAGGACACAGCACUGAAGGACACGAUGAGAAGAGUAUUCUCCAGCUUUGAUGAAAGACACAAGAAAUGGCGUGAUGUUUUGGACUGCCUCUCGGUAUUAGAUGUGAUUAUCUCCCUUGCUGAGUACUCUCGGUGUGGAGAUGGCGUCACUUGUCGCCCAGAGCUUGUGGACUUGGGACAGAAUGUUGAGCCAUUCCUGGAAUUGCGUGAUGCUCGUCACCCCUGUAUCGCUCGGACAUUCACUGGCGGAGACUUCAUACCUAAUGAUACGGUCAUAGGUGUGGAUGAUGAGACAGAUGAGGGUGGUGUGUACUCCAACAGUCGCAUUGUGUUGGUGACAGGGCCCAACAUGGGUGGCAAAUCUACACUCAUGAGACAAGUGGGGCUGAUAACUAUCAUGGCUCAACUGGGCUGUUAUGUCCCAGCCGAGAAGUGUAGGCUGACCCCCGUAGACCGAGUCUUCACCCGUCUUGGUGCCAGCGAUAGAAUAAUGGCAGGUGAGAGCACGUUCUUUGUUGAACUGAGUGAGACAUCAGCCAUCUUACAACAUGCCAGCAAGCACUCUCUUGUCCUCAUGGAUGAGCUAGGUCGAGGCACAGCAACAUACGAUGGCACUGCCAUUGCCUGCUCUGUCGUGCAGGAGUUGUCCAAGGGUGUCAAUUGUCGUACACUCUUCUCAACUCAUUACCACUCACUGGUGGAGGAGUUCAGUCAUGAUGCUAAUGUCAGGCUGGGACACAUGGCAUGUAUGGUGGAGAAUGAGAACGAGGAGGAUCCAUCUCAGGAAACUAUCACCUUCUUGUACAAGUUUAUCAAGGGCGCGUGCCCCAAAAGUUAUGGCUUCAACGCUGCUCGUCUCGCUGACAUUCCAGAGGAGGUGAUCAAGGCAGCAGUUGGGAAGGCAAAAGAGUUUGAAGAAAGUUUUAACAGAUUGAAAGUUCUAAAGUCCCUGUGGUGGGACUGCACUGCAGAAUGUGUGCGUGCCAUGCAGCAGCUUCAUUGAGUGAUACUGCCGGGGAAGUGCAGAGAGACCUGUUGGUAGAAGUGGACUGAUCCAUGGUGCAGAGUGGGCUGUGGGUAGAAGUGGACUGAUCCAUGGUGCAGAGUGGGCUGUGGGUAGAAGUGGACUGAUCCAUGGUGCAGAGUGGGCUGUUGGUAGAAGUGGACUGAUCCAUGGUGCAGAGUGGGCUGUUGGUAGAAGUGGACUGAUCCAUGGUGCAGAGUGGCCUGUUGGUAGAAGUGGACUGAUUCAUUGUGCAAUGUGACCUGUUGGUAGACAUGGACUGAUCCAUGGUGCUUAUGACCGAGUCUCAUCCAGCUCAUCUGUAGACGCAUUCUGUAAAAUCCUGUCCAGUCAUGACUGAAGUUGAAGUUGGAUACUUUUAACAACACAUUUUGGUCAUGCAUUGUUGAUAUUAGUGAAUCAAAUUAGGUGACUGUUUCUUGCUUUCAGACUAACAUAUUUUCAUGUCAGUAUUCUGUUUCCCCACCAGCAACUGUAUGUAAGCAAUGUGAAAGAUUGUACAUGCAUUUGUUUGUUGUAUAUUUAGCCUAAACAAAGACAUUUUGCAUUAGUUCCAUAUAUGUUCAAGAUAACAGACUUGAAGAAAUUAUUGGAUACAGGCAGUGCCCUCAUCAGACUUACACUCACAGCUCACAGAAUGGACAAAUACUUAAAGAAUAUGCUAUAGACUAGUAGCUCUCUUUUAAUGUUUGCAAUUAUAAGAGCAAAGUUCCCAUUAUGAUGUGUCUGUGUUUGGGGUGUACAGGAUUUAACUGAAUGGAAUUGUACACCACAUCACAACAGUGCUGAAGGUGGAGUAAUUUACAGAGAACCGUGUAUAUAUGUCCAUGCUGCGUUGCCAUGUGUCUGUGUGACAGCUGUUGGGGACUGUCCUCACAUGUCUGUCAGAGUGCCACUAAAUAAGGUUGUCCUGAUGAUUGAAAAUUCAAGCUUUUCUGUGGGAAUGCCGCCAUUACAUGAUGGCUGAUAUAUGUGAUCUUCUUGCUUUAGUCAUGAUAACCCCAAUGUCUAGAAAACAAGUACCACAGCUAGAUGUGUGGUCAACAUUUUUUAUGUGUUUACACAUAUAUAAUAUUUUGUGCAUAGAUAAUGAGAGCUAAGGGAUGAAUAUGAAACAAGCAACUACAUUUCAACAAUGCCCCUUCAUAAGCAAAAAAAUCCAAAAGGGCAUUUUUAACAAUUCUCUUUUUCUUAAAUGUAACAUUCAGUUUUCAAUUUUGUAACAGUACAAUCUUGUCAUGAAGACAUUUAUGCUGAGUUUAUAGCCUUUGUCAUACAAACAAAGGUUCAGGUGUCUCAACAUUGUAGUUCUUGAGAAUAAAUAUUUGAAAAAUAUAAAAUAAAUUCUAUGAUAUAAACAGAAA
Molecule: messenger RNA, 5631 nt
Organism: Haliotis rufescens (red abalone)
Lineage: Eukaryota; Metazoa; Mollusca; Gastropoda; Lepetellida; Haliotidae
Product: DNA mismatch repair protein Msh6-like
Exons: 35
Coding region: 206-4246 (1346 amino acids)
Biological process (GO): mismatch repair
Cellular component (GO): MutSalpha complex; nucleus
Molecular function (GO): ATP-dependent DNA damage sensor activity; mismatched DNA binding; ATP binding
Source: RefSeq, a predicted model, not a curated record